Messenger RNA from Trichoderma gamsii, 489 nucleotides. RefSeq lists its product as hypothetical. The transcript has a single exon. The record is from RefSeq and is a predicted model, not a curated record. The coding region runs from base 1 to 489 and encodes 162 amino acids. NCBI's taxonomy places the organism in Eukaryota, Fungi, Ascomycota, Sordariomycetes, Hypocreales, Hypocreaceae.
AUGGACUCCGAAACCUGCUAUCACAACUACGCCUACACUCUGCAAAAGUACCUGCUUCUGCAAGAGCAACACGAGCAACUCUGCACCAGCCUCGAACAGAUCCGCCCGCGCACUGCAUCGACCGGCACUCUUUCCACCAUCUCCUCUCCCAGCACCUCACCCGUCCGCUCCUCCAUCUUCGCCUCCGCCGAACGACGACACUCCCGCUCUGGCCAACGCCGCUCCUCAAGGGCGCACGGACGGUUCAAUGGCUGGGAAGACCAGCUCGACACCAUCGUCGAUGAAGACACCAUCUACCAGAUCUCCGCCGAGGAGCAGCGUCUCUUUGACGUCAACGAGAGCAUCAAGCGGGCCUUGACUGAGCUGCUCAACUGCGACGCCGUGCGAAGUGACAUGACGACCCGCAUGUGGGCUCAGACCCGACUGAUGGAGACUGAAAAGGAACUCCGAUCAGGGCGACGGAGGCGAAGCUCCCCGAGCCGGGACUGA